Molecule: messenger RNA, 4428 nt
Organism: Metarhizium robertsii ARSEF 23
Lineage: Eukaryota; Fungi; Ascomycota; Sordariomycetes; Hypocreales; Clavicipitaceae
Product: nacht nucleoside triphosphatase
Exons: 1
Coding region: 1-4428 (1475 amino acids)
Molecular function (GO): ATP hydrolysis activity
Source: RefSeq, a predicted model, not a curated record
AUGAAGCUCCCGCUGGGGCGUAUAAGGGAUUCAUGCGAUCCUGGCUCCUUUUUUUUGAGGCCGAGCUCAACCACACAGGAUGCUUUGAUGUCAUUAUUUACCCACAUAUUAAAAAUAUUCAAGCAUCGCAAAAUCUUUGAGGAUGCCCCUUCGUUCUUCGUCGUCUACGCAUGGGAUCAAAAAAGCCACCCUGGUCUUCCUGCGGACUCGAGUAUAGUUCAUGAAAUGAUUCAAUGGUUUGAAGAUGCUGGCUACAGUACUAUGUACUCGGAUAGCACCCCGCCGAGCGAGAAGGCCGUUAUUGAUGGCCAGCUUCGUUUAUUGCCCAUUGCGGCUUACCCCGAUUCCGUUCAAAAUGUCAUCCUAUGUGGCUCUAAACUCCUGGGACACUACAUGGCAGGGAGGUACUUCAAAAAAUAUGCUUCAAAGAUCAUACGGACGUACCACGAAGCCCGCCAGAACGAGACAAAAAUUCCUAUAUCACAAAUUCUUCGUGGUGUCCAGCAACAGUACGAGAGAACGGCAUCAAGGAAGUUUCAUCACGUUAUGACGGAGUUAGCCCUACUUGACAUCCGAAACGCGUACAAUGAAAAAAGUACAGUUAUUCCUUACCUCCUCAAUGGAGACCCCCAAUCCUGCCUACCGAAGUACAUCACGAUCGGAAGCGAUAACCUUCGAGUGCAACGCGGUGUCGAUGGAUCGAAGUAUGAGUGUUUCUUCGAAAUAUUAGGGAAGCUCGUAGGUUCAUCAAACCGCAAGUUUGACCCAGGGCCGCAGCAUUUGAUACCAUCCAUGAUUGAAAUCUAUAAAAGAGCGGCUACUGAAUUGACUGAUAUGGACCGUGUCCCUGAAGGGUUUCUUGAAAGGUAUCAAAGUGAAGCGAACAAAGCUUCUGAUGAUUUUUCAAGUGCUCAGAGGCAAAACCCGAAAGGCAUAGGGGUUUCUGCUGUGAGGGAGGCACUGGACGCUUACCAUUCAAACAUCAUGUCUAUCGAAAGGGUGUUUGGAGAGACACUGCCGUUACGCAAACACCACAUCAUACUAGCCAAGAUUUUCGAUUCUACCGAGUCAGACACAUUCUCUGAUGAAUCUACUUACAUCCGCCUGAAUAAUAUUUUCAAUGACACAAAGCUAAAGGGGGGGAGUGUCGGACGGCCAAAGCGCAUACUCAUCCACGGUCGCCCAGGGGUGGGCAAGACCACUCUAUGCAAGCAAAUAAUAGACGAGUAUGGCAGAAAAGAAGUUCUUGGAACCAUGUUUUCCUGGGUUCUCUGGGUGCCCUUACGAAAGCUGGGGUUGGAUGAUUCACUCAAGAGCUUCUUCCGUUCAGAAUACUUCCACGGCAAACUUCACGAAGAUCUGCUGGCAGAAAAGCUUUAUCAGCAGGUAUUUGGGGAAGAUAAAGAAAAGACCCUGCUUAUCCUUGACGGGUUAGAUGAGUCAAGUGGAUGGGAAGAGCGCAACAUCAGUGAAUUGGCCCAAUUCAAAAGUAUUAUCUUCACAACACGUUCCGGUAGGGGGAAGGCUGGCUCAGCGGUUUACACUAUUGCCGACCUCGAACUUGAAGCUAUGGGAUUCAGUCAGAGGGAGGCAUUGAAUUAUAUUGACUCCCACAUCGGCAUAAAACCUCUGGAGACUGUCAAUGAUAUCUGGUUCUUUGCUACAAGCCCGCCUGGUUUUGACUUAGCUCAAAUACCGAUCUGCCUAGAUAUCCUGUGCUCGAGCUGGGACGAUGUGCGUCUGGCGACGCCAUCGAAUGAAAUCAUUAAAUUAUCCGUUUUAUAUGAAGUCGUUGUUGCUAGGCUCUGGCGGCGAGACAUUCUUCGCCUCGGAAAGCGUGACCCGUCUACCGGUUCCGUUAUGACAAAAGACAUUCUUGACGCCGUUCGAGAUUUCAGUCGCUUACACCGUCUUAUCUACAAGGAAAUGGCUUUCCUCGAAGCCCUUGCCAUAUCUUUGACCAGAGAGGGUAAGAUCGAUUUCGGCCAUGAUGAGAUCACCGCCACUAUUCGUCAGGUGGAGCGCGAUACUAUGCUGUUGCCACUAUCUCUUGAGUAUGACCUGCGAAAUCUCUCAUUUCUGCACUCGGAUGGCUGUGGUGGGUACAGUUUCAUUCACCGGACAUUUCAAGAGUAUUUCGCUGCCCUCUGGAUCUCUCAUAAUGGACCGUCGUUACGUGGGUAUUUGGCAAGUCAUGUUAAAUAUGCCCCUGCAUUUGAGAGAAUUUGGCAAUUCAUUGCAGGCUCUAUACAAACCAAAGAGGCCCUGGAGGAAUUUUUUGACUUGAUUGAAUCGGAACCACGAGACCUCCUCGGUCCUGCUCAUCAAUGGCUACUUCUGUGUUGCUUCAAUGAAGUGCGCCAUUCGCUGCGGCUACCGACUUGCAUUAAGGUUAUACACAGAUUGGCCCGCUGGAUGGAAUUCGAAUGCGAGAUCUCAACAAAUUCCUUCCUUAAACACUGCGGUGAGUAUCCAGAUGAAGUAAUCGAAAUCUUCCUGAGCAACUCUACAUCAAGAUGUGUCCGGCGCAUUCUCAACAGUGUUGGCGGUAUGUAUUUGUCGCCAAUGAUGAUCGAGCUUCUCAUCAAAAGGGUUAAUAGUGAGAGCCUGGAUGCUCAUGCUUUUGCUCUUGGACUUUUAUAUACCCAGAAACAACGGUUUUCACUGGAGUCUUCUCAAAAGCUCAUCCUCAGAUUAGCGAAAAGAGAUGAUGACACUGGGUAUAGUAGCACCUCUACGCUACACAAACUGUCCGAUUCAUCAGUUGUAAUAGCCAAAAGUUUACUUUACAUAUUCAAAUACCCACAUGAAUUGAGUCAAGACAUCACUGUCUGUCACCUAUUCAGCUUAUGCGUAUUCUUGAAUAAAAAGGUAGAUAGCUUCUUAGCGGCGACAUUGUCAGGUUGUAUGACUCUUCUUGAGGAUAAGGAUGAAGCUAUUCCAGUACGGAUCGCCGCAGCGGACAUGCUGCAGUCAAAUUGUUGUUUGUCAGAUGAAACUGUUAAAAGCCUGGCAGAAAUGCUUCGAGACUCAAACAAAACAGUUCGAUACUCUGUCAUCCGUGCCAUGAGAUGUCAACAUUCCUUUUCAGUGGAUACCAUUGAAAUCCUCACAACUAUCAUGAAGGAUGAUGACGAAGAUGCCCGACACGCAGCAACGCUUGUUUAUUACAGCUACUCAACAUUUUCAGGGUCGGAUAUUGCAGCUCUGGUGGCUCUGGUCUGGGAUUCAAAUGCCAGUAUUCAGAGUACGGCUGCUGUGGCUCUAGGGGGGUUGUCAAGCAUACCAGACGAUGCCGUUGCAGCCCUCGUCAGUCUGCACAAUCAUCAUAAUAAGGAUAUCCGGGCUUCCACUGCGAAGGCGUUAGGCAAAUAUUUGCAAAGGAUGUGGUUAACCCGAUCGCAACCCUCUGGGGAUGUUGAAGCAGCACUUAUCAUCUUACUCGAAGAUCCAGUAGAUUUUGUUCGAAUGGAGGCGGUUUGGGCGUUAGGCAGCACCAACAACUUAUCACAGAAGACUACCGCGGUCCUCAAGUCCAAAAUUUUGGGUGAACCAAAUAUCAAGAAAGCCGACAUUAUGGAAGUCUUUAUUAGACAGCUGAAGCCCAACUUCACGUUCGCCGAACUUGUGGCUUUAUUAAAGAUUAUACCUGACGAUUAUAGGAGUACUCUUUACAUCCUCCCUUUCCUUUUUCAUUCAGAGGAAGUAUGGCGGCAUAAGACAAGGUCGCUUCUGGCCCAAAUCGGAAUCCAUGAUCCGAUCACUGUUACAAGCUUUGGACAGACUGGUUGGCCAGACUACAUACAUGAAGUUGUCUUGAAUCUUUGUAUGAAGUAUAAAAGCCUUGGAGAAGAGUUUUGGUACAAAUUUCAAGCACCUCUUCAUUGUCAAAUCAGCCUAUCACGAGCGAAUAUGCAGGGAGUUCUGAGGGUACUGCAGGAUUCUUCUGGAUUUGGAUCCCGAAUUUUACAGGCUGAAAUAUUAGCACAACUGUCAACUUGGCCUAACGAUGUUGUCGAAGCCGUAAUGGAAUACUUUCAGGAUAAGGAACAUCUACAUGACUUUUGUUAUUGUGCAGCUACCAACAACCGAGAGUUGUUAAACAAGCUACUUUCAGCCGCGGGACUAUUAUCGGAGGCCGAAGAAAGAGACACACCGGAGAGAAAGUCUGUUCUUAACCCCUAUAUUCUUAAAUCCAUAUAUGGAGUUUUAUUAUUGCGCGGUUUUAAUGAGCAACUCAUCUUAUUCAUCGACCACGAACACGGCGAAUGUGUGCUCUAUGAUCAGGGUAUACCCAGGACAGCAUGGCUAGAAGAAACACUCGGAACAGCAUCAAUAGAAGAAAGAAGACAGCACUGUUCAUAUUAUACCGCAAUUCGUGAGAUUCGAGAACGCUGGAACCCAAGAGGUCUUGACCUGUGGGAUUGA